Messenger RNA from Iphiclides podalirius (scarce swallowtail), 450 nucleotides. The record is from the annotation of a GenBank genome assembly. Lineage: Eukaryota; Metazoa; Arthropoda; Insecta; Lepidoptera; Papilionidae.
AUGCGACGGACAAAUGUCGAGCGCUCUCACCUCAUAUCGGAUAUUCGCUUUCUUUUCUGUCGCUUAGCUGCUUUCUUGGACUUAUCCGUGGUGGCGGCUUUCGAGUGGUAUCACAUUUCCGUGAUACCACUACACCGCAGCCAAUUUACACCGCCGAUCAAUCGAGCGAGCAGCCAAUCAAUCAAUCGAUGCGGGAACGAAGAGUCAUCGUUGCCACUUUCAAAUCGGAACCGCGGAGACGGGCGGCCCCCGAAAUCGGCUCACUUCCCGGGGCGACUAUGGGCGGUGUGGUGUCAGAGCAGUUCUCCGGGACCUGGUGUCAGUCGGCCCACUCGCGGUGGCAUGGACGACCGUUCGGCGGCGGACGGUCGCGUCGGUGGCGGCGGACGCUGGCCCUCCGAGCACUGCGAGCGAGCUACGCGGCCGCGCGCCGCGGUGGAGCUCACAAAU